Funneliformis mosseae is the source of this 201-nucleotide messenger RNA. The record is from the annotation of a GenBank genome assembly. Lineage: Eukaryota; Fungi; Glomeromycota; Glomeromycetes; Glomerales; Glomeraceae.
AUGGAAGCAGAUAACGAUAUUAGUGAUACAGAAGUAAAUUCAUUUGGUGAAGAAGAUGAUUUGAUAAUUAGUAGGUUUUUGAAUUUAGAUGAAGAUAGUUUGGAAGAGGAUUCAGCGGAGGAAGAAGAUAAUCAAAAUUUAGUUGAAAAAGAAAAAGAGACUGACAUAGAGUGGGAUCCAAUUGCAGCUGCUGAUGAUAUA